CUAUGGUGAAUUCAAAAUACGCGUUGUUGACGUUAUGGAAUUGAAUGAAUUUGAAUUGAAUGAAAGAAGGUUGAAGUAGAUCUGAGCAUCCUGCAUCAUGAAGCCUCUACAUACCUGAGAAAAUAAGCUGUAAUACAUUAGAAGUUGAAGCCAGCCAGCUAGUCACCAGAUCCCACCACAGCUGUCUGCUGAGCCGCUCAGCCACUCCAGCCAUGCUGCCUCCCUCGCCUCCGCCCGGCACAAACGGCACCACCGGCAGCGGCGGGAGGAACAGCAAUGGAGAGCUGCGUCCCCUGCAGGCAGUGCUGGCCGACUCCGCGAACGGUGGUGUCGUGCCCGUGGUCGUGCCGGCAGACGAGGUGGACGCCCUGCCGGAGAAGAUGCAGUACACCUACAAGGACCUGGCAGUGGUGCUGCUGUCCAUCGUCAGUUUCCUGGUGGACACGGGGACGGAUGUGUGGGUGGCGGUGCAUUUCUACAGGACGGAGAGGAUGUACGAGUUCGCGCUGACGCUCGUGUUUAUCCUGGUACCGGCGCUGACCAUGACCGGCUUCAGUCUGCGAUGGUAUCUGAACGACGCGGACCAGGGCGGCGGCGGCGCGGAGCAGACCGAUUGUCCCGGCUCGCCGUCACCGACCCGGCCCCGGGUGCCGAUGUGGAAGUGGAUCCUGCGCAUCAUCUGCCUGACUCUGCAGCUCGGGCCGCUGCUCAGGUAUAUCGAGGCCAUGGUCUACGGCAUCAAGAGCAUGCGCGCCAAGCGGGCGGGCGACCGUGCGGGCCACAUCAAAAACUACAUCUACAUGAUCUACAAGGACGCGGACGCCACACUGUUGCGACUGUUCGAGUCAUUCAUGGAAUCGGCCCCGCAGUUGGUACUUCAGCUGUACAUUUUGGCCAGUGAGCACAAUCGCUUCAAGCCGUCGGAGCCGCUGAACAUCACCCUACAGGUAGCGGCGGUGGGUACCAGCCUGUUCUCCCUGGCCUGGUCUCUGUGCAGCUACCAGCGCUCGCUGCGCUACAGCCUUCCGGCCAAGAACAACCUCUCCACGCCGGCCACCGUGGUGCUCUUCUUCUGGCACCUCUGCAGCAUCGGCUCACGAGUUUUGGCCAUCAGUCUGUGCGCCUCGCUGUUUCCCGUGUACGUGGCCAUCGGACUGGUCGUUCACUGGGUGCUGAUGACCAUCUGGCUCAUCUGCCAAAAGACCCAGGCGUGCUACACUAAGUGCGAGGAGAUGCUGUUUGUUCUCGUCCUGGGCGCCGUCUACAUCUUCACCUUCUUCAACGUCAAGGACCAGACGACGCGGCUCAAGUAUACGCUCUACUACCUGCUCUGUUUUGCCGAGAACACGGCUAUGAUUACCCUGUGGUAUCUGAAUGCCAACCGCACACUCUGGUGGUACCACCCCGGUCUGGCGGCUCAGGUGAUACUGUUUGCUCUCGCCGUAUCGUGUAUGCUAGCCUACUACUGUCGGCUGCACCCGAGCCGCGGCCGAGAGGAACCCUCGGGCAUCUGUGUCACUGGACAGGUGUGCCGUGAUGCUACUCUCGCCCAAAAGUACGGAGCGAGAUUAGAAGAGUGGGCCGGUAACCGCAGUCGCGGGGAGACACCCACGUGUAACAUCCAGCAGCCGGCGGAGGGCGAGGAGCGUCAUGAGACGGAGGACGGAGCGGCGCAGAGACAGUCCCCACCGCCGGCCGUUGUGGUGGCCGGGGUGCCGAUUCACCAGAACGGAAACACGCUAUGACACGGGCGCACGCCGACGCUCUGGGACUCUGAGGAUAAUGCGACGUGACGUGACGUGACGGUUGCGAUGCGUAACGUAAUGUAUUGUGACUGCGGGGCGGCCGUCACGCGGAACGCAUUGUGAAGUGAUAUGACGUGCGAUCACAACGAAAGGACUAAUUCGGCCGCUGGCUUGGCAAUGCGACGGCCAUCCGUAGCUGGCGCUAGUUUCGGUGCAGAAGUUGUCAGCAGAUGUCGCUGGCGAACUCCGUCGACAAGCGCGCUGCUACGGUGGGUGGUAGAACUCUGGACUCCGUCGUGACGGGACGGAGCGGUGCCAGUGGCGGCUGCGGAGUCACGGAAGGGCUUUAACGCGGCGCGUUACACAUACCUCACUGUGAAGUACGUAAGAGUCCGUCCCGUCCCGGCCCGAGGCGGGGGCGGGUGCGGCGGUCGAGACGAUCCCAGUCGUCAGCCUGUCAUGAAUUCAGAUGUAAAUUCAGCUCGCAGAUCGCAUACUUUUGCCGAUGUCGUAUUUGGUUCAUCGCUGCUCCCCCGGGCCGGUUGUCAGGAUUUAGGUAAAUAGGCUAACGUUUAAAAGCUGCACAGUACCUGGGGCUCACAGAUAUUCAUCGAAGCUAUUGGUGCUUUCGAUUCUGCUUUUGCGGAAUUUCUUUACUUAUUAUCGGCGAAGUUGUCUGGCUUGCUUCAAGUUCUCGUCUUCCGGCUGUGCAUUCAGACUCAAUCAAAACAUGCCUGGGCCAUUUGUAUAUUGCUUACACUGCACCACUCCACUUGUUUAAUUAAUGCGAAUUCUUACCAUCAAGGUUCGUCCCGGUAGGGUAUUUGAACAGGGUAUUAUUUCCACCACUUCUGCCAGUUCUCUUUUCACGCUGCCAGUUAGUUAUCCAAAGAUAUAUUUAUUCAAUCCCAUCCACGCAUUUCGUAUUCUCAUUUUUCUUAUAGAUCACCCGUUCCUGUUUUUCGCCUCUAAGCUGUUACGAAGUCUGAUGUGACAGCCUUCCAUCCCAGGGAUGUUAUCUCGCCAGCCCCUUGCAGGUGUGUUCACAAACCCGAGCGGUUGUGCCGCUAUUCACGCGUAGAUCGCGUCGCUUUACCGUUGGAACACGCACGUAUCAGUGUAACUAUGUACCUUUUCUGGUACUACCGCCUUGCUGGGAAAAACUGCACCGCUGUGGUACUAUUUUAUCGUUGUGGAUUACAACUGUACCGCUAGUGUAUCGGUAACUGCAAGGUACACUCGGGGGCAGAUUGAUGUUCCACGACUCCCUACCCAUCGAGCUCCCAUGGCUCAGCACUGGCUGCUGCCAGUGGCAGCACUGGCAGCACUGGCACUGGCAUGCAGUGCUGAGCAGUGCUGAGGGCAGGCAACACUGACAGCAGCCAGUGCUGAGCCAUGGGAUCGCAAGAUGGGUAGGGAGUGGUGGAACAUCAUUCUGCCCCCGAGUGUACCACCAUGGUGCCGCUACAGCGUUUGUGGUGCCCCCAACGCUUUGGUGGUAACUAUCGUACAACUAUGUAUCAAGCAGGUAGCUAUCGUAGCAUGUUCACCGCUUAUGGUACAUACUGCUGUCUACUCUCAGUACACCCCGGUGAUAAAGCAUUCAGUACCUGUCGCGUUGCGCUUGCUGUGCACCCCUCCCCCCAUAUAUCCCCCGACUUGGGGAACGAUAUAGCAAAGCUCCGAUAAACUGGCGUAUCGCCGUUAGCGUAUUUUGGAUGAUCACAAACUAGGUUGGCUAGCAUUCAGAUCUGUAGCGACGGAGAACUAACGCUAGCGAUAAGUUACGGUCAGUUCUCAGUAGUUUUCCUUGCCACGUCACGAGGAUUAGUCUCACGUAUAGUAUGAUAUUGUUUCCACCGGGCAUAUGUGAUAGGUUUAUGUGGCCAACAGAGCGGUUGCUCCGUGUGGUGCUGUUUGGUGUUCGUUUUAUGUGUUCGAAUAUCUGGUUAUUCGUGCAUGUUUUAUGUGUUUCGUAACGCGCACCGAUUGGAUGUUUGGGAACGAGGAGCUGUGAAAGACCGGUUUCGCGAUUGUGGUCGAAACUGCUACUGAUUGAUGUAGUUUCGAUGGGUGUCGGAUGAAAGCGAGUGAGCUGUUUCGAGUUGUAGUAGCCGAUCGCUUUGUGGUGUUUUGUUUAUCGAUAGAUAAACGGGACGGAUGUGUUCUAUGUACAUCGUUCACUCAUGGGCUGGCUGAUAUUGAUCAAACUGAGACCAAACCAUGUAUUUCUGCGGGACGCUUGCAUGAAUAAAUAGUUUGGAAAUAAAA
Amphibalanus amphitrite is the source of this 4016-nucleotide messenger RNA. RefSeq names its product XK-related protein 6-like. Lineage: Eukaryota; Metazoa; Arthropoda; Thecostraca; Balanomorpha; Balanidae. Gene Ontology annotation, biological process: engulfment of apoptotic cell; apoptotic process involved in development; phosphatidylserine exposure on apoptotic cell surface. The coding region runs from base 213 to 1745 and encodes 510 amino acids. The transcript is spliced from 6 exons. Gene Ontology annotation, cellular component: plasma membrane. The record is from RefSeq and is a predicted model, not a curated record.